GACGUUGUACAGGAACAUGGCGCUUUGGAUGAGAGGUGGUUCAUGAUAGUCAGAGCUAUCGAUUAAAUGUUCUGUUAGUGUGUUCACUUUCAUAACGUUAGGGUACAUACUCCAAACAUGGCAGGUCGUGAAAGAUGAUCGCUGCUUUUGUCUCCGUGGAGAACGGAACAUUAUUUGUCAUGGCGAUGUUUGCUGUCGUCAGCUGAAACUGUUAGCCUCGACAUGCUAGCGGAAGCUAGUUAGCUGGCGAGUAGCAAGCUGCUAAACAACCCGAAAAUAUGCUUUUAUAUGUAGCCUACACUGGCGUAAAACUGGUUGUCAAUGAUUAAGAAACUUUAACCAGCAUCAUUUUAGCUACUUCUUUAGUACUACGAUUUCAAUUAGCUAACGUUUUGUUGGCUAAGCCUGGAGGAUGGAGAGCCGCCAUGGAUCUGUGUUGUUGAUGGCGAGUUGGAUUUUUCUGUCGGUGUUUUGGUUGUCUGAAGGUUUCCCUCUACAGUAUCAUCACAAAUCAGGCGGGAGCCCUGGGGACGGAGUGGCUGUGUCUGUGUACCUGUCCCUGGGGGUGUCAUUGACGGCGCUGGUGGCCCUGGUGGUGCUGCUAGUCAACUGCGUGACCUGCUGCAAGGAAAGGGAGAUCAACUUCAAGGAGUUCGAAGACCACUUUGAUGAUGAGAUCGAUUUCACUCCACCGGCAGAGGACACGCCCUCUAUGCAGUCCCCAGCCGAGGUCUACACCCUCGCUGUGUCCCCAGUGCUCCUUCCUGGACCCCCGCAUCUACAACCUCUUGCCAGCAUUACAGAGGCAUCCACCGGCUUCCAGGUAGGACGCCACAGCUUGAGUUACAUCCAAGAGAUUGGUAGCGGCUGGUUUGGCCAGGUCCUUUUGAGUGAAAUCUACUCAGAUCCAGGUGGAACCAGAGUGGUGGUGAAGGAGUUAAAAGCUAAUGCAAGUGCGAAGGAACAGAAUGAUUUUCUACAACAGGGGGAUCCAUAUAGAGUGCUGCAGCAUCCAAACAUCCUCCAGUGCCUCGGUCAGUGUGUUGAGGCCAUUCCCUUCCUGCUUGUUUUUGAAUACUGUGAAAUGGGGGAUUUGCGGGGCUAUCUGUCUCAGCAGGAUUGGAUGUUCAGGAAUGCUGAGUUGCUGCAGCUCCAGAGGAUGGCCUGCGAAAUUGCUGCGGGUGUCACUCACCUUCACAAACACAACUUCCUGCACAGUGAUCUGGCUCUGAGGAACUGUUACCUGACUGCAGAUCUUACAGUCAAAGUGGGAGACUAUGGAAUUGGACCCUACAGAUACAAAGAGGAUUACAUCAUCACAGAGGAUGAUGUGUUUGCACCCCUUCGCUGGCUGGCUCCUGAGCUGGUGGGAGAGCGCCAUGGAGGUGUAAUCACUAUGGAGCAGACUAAGCAGAGCAAUGUGUGGGCUUUGGGAGUCACGCUGUGGGAGCUCUUAGAGAACGCCACUCAGCCGUACCCACAUCUGUCUGACCGGGAGGUUCUCAAUCACGUAAUCAAGGAACAGCAACUCAAACUGUUUAAGCCACAGCUGGAGCUUCCUUAUUCUGAACGAUGGUAUGAGGUCUUACAGUUCUGCUGGCUCUCCCCUGACAAACGGGCAACCGCUGAGGAAGUGCAUCGCUUGCUCAUCUAUCUUCGAAUGCAAGGCCAAAAAGACAUGGAAGAAGACUUUGACCAACGCUGGGAUGCACUCAAGCCCAACCCGUCCACACGCCAGACCACUGUCAGCCACUCCUCCUUCCCCAUCUUGGACCAGUUUGCUGAUGAUGCCCUGCGACAAGAGAUUGAUGAAAUUCUCACCGUCACAGAAACAAGCAAAGGCCUCAGCUUUGAAUACGUCUGGGAGGCAGCCAAGCAUGACCACUACGAUGGCAGCCAUGUCCAUUCAGGCAUGGACACAACGCUGAACUACCACAGCAUGUUUUUCCCUGUUUCCCAGGAGGACAUCCAAGCCCAUUUCCCUGACCCUUUAACCAAGCAGGCUGGAGCAAACAGUCACGCCCCAAUGGAAAUUCCUGGUAUUGUACCAGUGUUUGACACAAAGAAGUCAUCUAAUGGGAAUGAAUAUUAUAUACAGCUGGAGGAUCAAGGGGAGAGCACUGCUGGGGAACAUUGUAGCAGAGGGCAAGACUUUGUGAUUCUUCAAGAUGUCCGCCUGGAUGAGUCUAGCACAGAUGCCGACUUUUUCCACCAAAGCAUCGACUCAAAGGAUUCGUAUUUACCAGAUAGCCACAUCUGGUCAUCUCUGGAAAAUGACAGCCCCUACCACACCAACAUUUUCACUGAGGAGGGGCCCAAACAAGAGGACUCUCCCUGCUGGAGACAGAAUGUUUUGGAGCUUCCAGAGCGCUGUGGGAACCCUUUCACCCAGAUGAAUACAAGUCAAAGCUACGGAGACUCUUUUUUAGAGGACGCCUCUCGUUUGUCAGGGUCUGUGGACGGAGAGGAAGAGAACGGGGAUGGUAAGAUGCUUUUCAGUACGGAAAAACUCGCUGAUAACUACAUGUUCCUCAGAGACCAGAGCCUGAUGAAAGAGGGCUCUACUUUCUCAGCUCUGCAGCCGAAUUUUCUUUUACCUGGUGUUGUCCAUGAGCCAGAGGAAGCAUUCAGAAUGAAUUCCUGGGACAACCUUGAGACUCUAGGCAGCUUAAACACAGCAGACACAUACCUAAAAUCUGCAGAAAGUAGCACAUCUUCGAGAAAUGAACUUUUAGACUCUCAAAGUACCAACCUGGGGCAGUCGUGCCCUUCUACAUUCGACAACGAAACACUGGUGCCUUCCAUUACAGUGGUCACAGACGAUGACGCAAGCAACCAGCUGCCAGUUAGAAAUAGCUCUUCCACUGAAGACCUUGGUCUACUGCAAUCCUCAGACAGAGGUGUAGACUCUGGCUUUAAUUCUACCUCAGAAAGGUUUGAGGUUUUCAUUAAUGAAACUGAUGGUCCUUCCCUUCCAUUAUCUAACAGUGCCACUACGGACUCAUUGUGCACAGAUGCCAAUAUCCCCAGCCUUGUUGAUGAUCUCCCAGCCCCAAAGGUCACUGCUCACCUUAAAGGAAGUAAAAUGCCUGAAACCCAGCAAGCGCUGUCCUCUGAAAACGGACUCAACGAAGACCUAACAAGCAACGAUCUGUUAAGUGAGCUGAUCGAGGAUGCAGAUAUAGAAUUGGAAACCACUCUGUCUGACCACGAAGAGUCCUUCAUGGAGACCAAUGGCCAUGACCUUGUUAAGUCAUCCCUCUUGGUUUCUGGACCAUCCUUGGACCAAAUCAGCCAAGACAGUUUAUUGGAAGACAGCAUGUGCACUAAUAUUCCAGCCGUGGACAAUUCAGCUGAAACACCAGACUCCUUAGACUCUCUGGACAUACAGAGGUUGGGGGAGCAGGGAGACGAUCUGAGCUCUCAAACAGCCCAACACAAACUCCAGCCUCCAUUCAAAAUAUCAGACAGUGGCUAUGAGACUGAGAACCUGGAGUCUCCUGAGUGGAACUCUCAGCCAAAUGUCAAAGACGGCUCCCCCCUUAAAAAUGGCCUGGGCACCACUGAAGAAGAAGAGGCGGAGCUCACAACCAACAUGGUUCCACCACAAAUCGUCAUCUCUGAAGUGGAGACCGCAGUGGAUGCUGAGGCUGAGGACCCCCGUGAGCGUCAGCAGCCGGGUGCUGCAGGCCCUGUGGAGGAGCCGCACGCAGGGAGCAACUACCGAGAUUCUGCCUAUUUCUCCGACAACGAAUCGGAGACUGAGAAGAAGUCUGAAGAGACCACCGCAGGGGUUGCUGUCGAAGUCACAUGGCCAAGCAGCUCUGAAGCUCCAGCACUGGAAAGCUGCGAGGACACAGAUGUUGGAGCCUCGUUUUCCCAGCAAGAAUCCCCCGAAGCCGCCGAACGGCUCGAGCAAGAGGCCCAGCUUGGAGAAACAACUGAUGCCCACCUAGAAGCCGGGGCUUCAGAUGCCACAGUGAAACACGAUAGGGAGCCGAGCAGCUGUAAUGACGCCGAAAAUAAACCAGAGCUCGAUCAGCUAAGCCCAUCAGAAGAUCCGGAAAUCGCAACACUGCCUUCUGCUGCCCCAGCAGAUCCAGACAGCAACCCCCACGCCAAGCUGACUCGGACCAACGCCAGCGACUGUCAGAAAAUCAAAGAGCCGGACACCGAGGGGCGCUACCUGGGCAGGAGAGACGGCUCCGCUGUGGACGGACAGGAAGACGGCGUCGACGCCGAUGAGGAGGACGAGAACAGCGAGGACUCGGAUGAGGACAUCCGCGCGUACCAGCUGCACAGCUCCAGCUCGGAGAGCGAGGACGAGGCCGUGCACACGGUGCCCAUCAUCGUGUCGGACGAACCUGCGAAGAACCUGAAGAGCUUACUGAAGCCCACCACGCUGAAAAUCGAGGCGUCAUCUGCCUCCUCCCCUGUGAGGUGGGGCACGGAGAACUCCAGGAGAGCCGUUUCGUUCUUCGAUGAUGUCACCGUCUACCUGUUUGACCAGGAGACUCCCACAAAGGAACUGGGCGACUUCUCCUCAGGCUCCAACAGUCAGCCGCCAGAGCUCAGCAGCCCCGUGACCACUGCCAGCUACCUGAACCGCUUCGCUAACUCCGAGAGCUCCACGGAUGAAGAAGGUGGUGGUUUUGAGUGGGACGAUGACUUUACCUCGCAUGCACCCGCCUUCCUGCCCAAGACGGAUAAACACCCCGUCUCCAAGGCCAUGUCAACGCCAGGCCCGGCUAUAGGGCUGGAGCGCAGCUGGAGCAGCUCCUCAAACUACUCCCGAUUCUCCAUCUCACCAGCAAGCAUUGCUAACUUCUCCCUCACACAUCUUACCGACUCUGACAUCGAACAAGGGGGAAGCAGUGAGGAUGGAGAAAAAGACUAAACUGAUAAAUGAAGGGAUCAUUUAUCAUCGCACUACUGAGAAACCAGGCUGCACCUUCCCUUAGUGGGAGCAGCUGAACAAGGACAAAUGAGGCUGUGUGGGGAGCUUCUCUCAGGCAGAAUCGUUCUCAGCGGAGUGGCCACCAAACUGACAAUGCACCCAGUCUGAGCCACAUCACCUGUCCAGCUACAUAUGUGUGUCGGGAUGUCCGUUCCAUGCAAUUACAUUUUUGGGAGGGGAUGAUAAAAGAAAAAAAAAAGAAAAAAAGCAGGUAACAGACCUUUGCUUCCCCCAAAAAGGAAAAAAAAAGAAAAAAAAAGAUGUUCUGGAUUGAUGAAUUGAACACACUGAGCUGGCAAAAUAAUCACUACAACUAAACAGGAAUAAGCUCUUUGAUCUAGUCAGACCUACAAAUGAAAAGUUUCAUCUGCAUCACUGUUUAGUAUCCUCAUGUUGUGCGUUUAUAUUGGUGGUUGCCUUUUUUUUUUUCCUUAACUUUCUUUGAGUUAAAUCAUGAUCUCCUCUUUAGAGAGGAACUGUGUGGAAUCCUUCUGUAGCAGUAUUUGAAUAAAAAGGAUCGUGAAUGUGGACACGUCAUCCGAUGGUGGGAUGAUUGUGCGAGCUACAAUCUGCAGAAGUGACGCACUGUUUAUUCCUUUGUGUUUGAAAGGAACCUUCACAGUAAGCAGACGGGUUAUAGGUUAGGGAUUGUUCUGUCAGUCCUGAUGAGGUUGAUCCAACUGUAAGACAGUUGUGAAUGAGAACAUAUUAAUUAUUGAUUUUUUUUUCUUAUUGUAAAGCUUUACUCUUGUUUGUUUCGAAUACUCAUCACUGGGUCUAAUUGUGGUGCCUGUUGAUGCUGCAAAGACAGCUGCUCUCCAUUCAACACUACAGAAUAUUCAAAUCACACGUUAAGUGAGAUGGUGUAAAAAAAAAAAAAAAAAAAAAGUCAAAAGAUUCUAUUUUUAAAUGUCAAGAUGGAGAAAUGUCGCCAGCUGUUUGUAAACAAAUGUGCAAUGAAUCUCAAGGGUUAGCUUAAAGUUGCGCGUUCAUAGGAUGAUCUGAUGAUGUGCAGGGACUUUUGAGCCUUGUGAAAGCUCAUCACUAGAACAAAAAAGAAGAAAAGAAACGUGGCUGCUUUUAUAAUCAGUGUCAUGGGCAGAGCUGUUUGCCUUUUUUCUUUUUCUAACUUGGGGUCAAAGAUUGCAAUAUCCUACUUAGAAGAGAGAAAAAAAAUAGCCUAAUGCAAUUUGUUGUCAAAGAGGAUCUGCGUUUACCCUCACGUCUUUCUAUACAGCUGUAACAUUUUGAAACUGUAGGUUAUACGGUUACUGUAUGGAUCUUUCCCGAUGACUCCAACACCCUCAAUAUUUUGUCACUGACAACAGUUGUAGUUGACUUGCAGUAGAUAGCCGCCCAUCUCACCUGCCCCAUCCAGAGGCACUGUACCUUAGACAAUGUUAACUUCUGUUCCAACCAGCAGCCUGUGUUUCAGUUAAACUUGAACAUCUAUUUAAGGAAAUCUUUUAAUUGAAUACAGUAUACAUUUGCUUAAUCUUGCACAUUUGAAAAUUGUAAGUUAAUGUUGAAAUGUUCUAAUGUGUGUAAAUAUAUAUAUAUAUAUAUUUUGUUUUUGUUUCUUUGGUCUGUAAAUGGGAAAUGAUGGAACUGAGUCAUAGGUAUGAGGUUUCAUUUUGUAACUUAAAGCUGAGUGAAAUCAGAGGAACAUAUCAGUCUCCAGCUAAAAGCAUCUAAAUUAAGACACAAAAGCGGAUGUUGAAUUCAUUCUGUCCUUUAAACCUGUAGAUUUUAAAUAUUUUUACUUCAUAUUGAUCCUGUUUAGUGUAAUUGAAUGAAAUGUUUCUAAUUACACUGUUUAAUAUGAAAAUAAAUGCAAA
Menidia menidia (Atlantic silverside) is the source of this 6795-nucleotide messenger RNA. The record is from the annotation of a GenBank genome assembly. Lineage: Eukaryota; Metazoa; Chordata; Actinopteri; Atheriniformes; Atherinopsidae.